UCCUCCAGUGUUUUUCAUCUCCAGCUCAGCCACGCUUCAUUUAGACAGCACACAGACACCCUGCAGGGGCCACACGUCACCCUCAUGGGGAACCAGAAGAAUCCCUGGAUCUCUGCUCUGGUCUUGGUGGGUCUUCUACAGAAAGUUAGUGGACUAUCCAAUACCCAGGUCUGUAACCCAGGUUUGAGUGAAACUAUACACAGCUAUGGUGCGAAAACCAUAAAUGGGACCCAGUACAUCCCAUUCUCCCAGUAUGCUGGGAAGUAUGUCCUCAUUGUCAAUGUGGCCACCUACUGAGGACUAACCUUCCAGUAUGUGGAACUGAAUGCACUACAAGAGGAGCUCCGAGAUUAUGGAUUCAUCAUUCUCGGCUUUCCUUGCAACCAAUUUGGGAUGCAAGAGCCUGGAAAAAAUUAUGAAAUUCUUCCUGGAUUAAAAUAUAUCCGUCCAGGCAAAGGAUACGUUCCAAAUUUCCAGUUAUUUGAGAAGCUGGAUGUGAAUGGAGUCAAUGAACAUGCCCUUUUCAAAUUUUUAAAGAAUGCUUGCCCACCUGUGGGAGACAGCUUUGGUAACCCCACCAACAGAUUGUUUUGGGAACCUCUCAAAGUCAAUGACAUCAAGUGGAACUUUGAGAAGUUUCUGGUGGGGCCAGAUGGCAGACCUGUAAUGAGGUGGUUUCCCAGAGUGAACAUAUCUGAAAUUAGGGAAGACAUCUUGAAAUACUUCCGUCAGCUUGUUCAGAGGGCUGAAUAACUUUGAAACAGUGGAUUUAACUGUGCAUUCAUCCUUCUCUCCAGUAUAAAUUGUGUUAAACUAAUUACCACAGGGUUUCUGCAGGUUUUAUAAAGGGAAAUUUAAGACUUAAGACCAUUUUAAAAACAGCUGAAGUCCGUAUAAAGCAAUAGAUGUGUUCUGAGUUUAUCUCACAACAGAAAAAUGUUAAUAACCAAACUAGCCAAAUGUGAAUGUUAAAAUACGCGAAAUAACGGACCUUUCUCCCAUUUCCGGGUUUCUCAUAGCGGAAGGCGCCACAGUUGAAUGGGAGAGUACCACAAAUAUAUUUUUUUGCAUUCCCAUUUGCUCAAAUAACAAAAUAAAAAACUACAGGAUAGUCUUUUCACGACUUUCAUUCAAAGGAAAAAAAUUGAGAGAGAUAUUGGCAGUCAGAAGAGAGAUCAAUGUAAAAUUUACCCUCCCACCAAUAGACGCGGCAUUAGAAACACCCUCGCAUAGUGUUAACUAAUUUUUUAGUAACUUGAUGAAAAGGUGGUAUAAUAUAAAUACAGUGUUAUAAAUGCACAUACAUAUUUUUAAAAAUCAAAAUAUAAAAAAGCUUAAAGGAUUUAUGAUGAUGAUGACCGUUAAAACGCGUCAUCACAGGCUUGUAAAAAGGGUCCAUAAUGCGAAUUUUACCAAGAAAUGUGUAUUUUACCGCCCCCGGAAAGCGAUUUUUACCUGGGGACCCCUCCGAAACACGAUUGGGCUAGAUUUAGACUAGGUUUGAGUAACAAUUGGGUGGGUUUUGCUGUGAAAACCUGGCAACCCAGGAUUUCAGGUCGCCCAAAGAAUUCUGAAAACAAAACUGGUGAAAAACUGUUGAACAAUCUAACUCCACCAUUCAAUACUACGUAAUGUAUUUUAGCAAUACAUUGCUAACAUUUAUAAUGUGUUUAGAAACUAUCUUAACUGCCUUUACACUGAAAUGUAAGGAAUAAAUUGAAGGAAACGCAAUACGUCUAUAUGUUCUCUAAAUCUUAAUGUCUAGGGAGCCUCACCAUUUCGUUUUGCCAGUGCAAAUGUCAAAAUGUUUAAGCAUAAACUCAUUCAAUUUUGUUCAGUUUCUCAGAAAACAAGACUUCACAUCUUAAGUAUAUGUAUCUUGAUUUAAUGGAGCACUUAAUGCCAUUACUUUAUUUAAAGCUUUCCGCUCUGAUUUCAGACCUUCUAAGGCCUUAAUUUGUGGAAGGGUGAAUUAAAGACUUUAAGACCUGCAGAAACCCUAUAUACAUGUGGCAAAGUUAAAAAAUGUAAACCUUUGUGAAUUGGAUUAUUGUUACAAGACAGUAUGAAAUUGAAGUAAAAGGAUUCUCAGACUGCUCCUUUCAGAGGCAGUCAAGGGGUCUGUUUGGAGACUGGCAUGUUGAUGACGGAAAGGCUUGAAAACAGAGACUCUGUGGUGCCUGACCUGAGGCCGAGGGACAGUGAGCAGCUUUUUAGUGCAUUCAGGCUGCUCCGCUGUGUCUUUUCGGUCAUGUCUCAUCUCCUAAACUAUCCUUUGAACUUGUUGCCGCCUCUGCGGAUGUUCAGUAAAUAAAUGCAAGAAACAAAG
Molecule: messenger RNA, 2329 nt
Organism: Labeo rohita (rohu)
Lineage: Eukaryota; Metazoa; Chordata; Actinopteri; Cypriniformes; Cyprinidae
Gene: gpx3
Product: glutathione peroxidase 3
Exons: 5
Biological process (GO): response to oxidative stress
Molecular function (GO): glutathione peroxidase activity
Source: RefSeq, a predicted model, not a curated record